Molecule: messenger RNA, 2912 nt
Organism: Gorilla gorilla gorilla (western lowland gorilla)
Lineage: Eukaryota; Metazoa; Chordata; Mammalia; Primates; Hominidae
Gene: SLC25A22
Product: solute carrier family 25 member 22
Exons: 10
Coding region: 505-1476 (323 amino acids)
Biological process (GO): L-glutamate transmembrane transport; aspartate transmembrane transport; malate-aspartate shuttle
Molecular function (GO): L-aspartate transmembrane transporter activity; L-glutamate transmembrane transporter activity
Source: RefSeq, a predicted model, not a curated record
UGCCAUGGGAGGAGAGCUAUACCUGGGAUAGCUGAGCCCAGGUCGGGGGGUCUUAGGGCGCCCGGGACCCCAGCCCCUAGCUCGAAGGGGGCAGGUGCCGGCUGCUGCUCUCUCUGUGCUGAAGGAUGUGGGGGAUGGUCACCACAGAUGUCCAGGUCGAGGUGCUCCGGUAGGCACCCUGGCCCCGGCCCCUGGCACUGCCCCCAGAGGUGCCUGGCCCUUUAAAAGCCGGAGCUGGCCAGGGUGCACGUGAGCCCGAGCGUGAGCGGCGUGUGAGGCUGGCUGGGAAGACGCUGGCAGUGGGGAGGGGGGGAUUGAAAGGAAGCCAGGUGGUCCCAGGGGACAGAAGUGGCAGUUGCUGACGCCUGGAAAUUCCCCUGAAGGUGGAGCACCACCCAACCCCCCUGGGUCCCACCCUCCCUCAAGGCCUCCUCCACCUCCACCUCCACCCCGCUUGGCCUGGCGUCCACCUCUUCGGCUCCUACCUGGGCGCAAUCGAGUUAAAUGGCUGAUAAGCAGAUCAGCCUGCCAGCCAAGCUCAUCAAUGGCGGCAUCGCCGGGCUGAUCGGUGUCACCUGCGUGUUCCCCAUCGACCUGGCCAAGACCAGGCUGCAGAACCAGCAGAAUGGCCAGCGCAUGUACAAGAGCAUGUCCGACUGCCUCAUCAAGACCAUCCGCUCCGAGGGCUACUUCGGCAUGUACCGGGGAGCUGCUGUGAACUUGACCCUCGUCACCCCCGAGAAGGCCAUCAAGCUGGCAGCCAACGACUUCUUCCGACAUCAGCUCUCUAAGGACGGGCAGAAGCUGACCCUGCUUAAAGAGAUGCUGGCGGGCUGUGGGGCUGGCACCUGCCAGGUGAUUGUGACCACGCCCAUGGAGAUGCUGAAGAUCCAGCUGCAGGAUGCAGGACGCAUUGCCGCCCAGAGGAAGAUCCUGGCUGCCCAGGGCCAGCUCUCGGCCCAGGGGGGUGCCCAGCCCUCAGUGGAGGCUCCAGGUGCCCCUCGGCCCACGGCCACCCAGCUGACCCGUGACCUGCUGCGGAGCCGCGGCAUUGCCGGUCUCUACAAGGGACUCGGGGCCACGCUGCUCAGGGAUGUACCCUUCUCUGUGGUGUACUUCCCGCUCUUUGCCAACCUGAACCAGCUGGGCCGCCCGGCGUCCGAGGAGAAGUCGCCUUUCUACGUGUCCUUCCUGGCCGGCUGUGUGGCUGGGAGUGCCGCCGCUGUGGCCGUCAACCCCUGUGAUGUGGUGAAGACGCGGCUCCAGUCACUUCAGCGAGGCGUCAACGAGGACACCUACUCUGGGAUCCUGGACUGUGCCAGGAAGAUCCUGCGGCACGAGGGCCCCUCGGCCUUCCUGAAGGGCGCCUACUGCCGCGCACUGGUCAUCGCGCCCCUUUUCGGCAUCGCACAGGUGGUCUACUUCCUGGGCAUCGCGGAGUCCCUGCUGGGGCUGCUGCAGGACCCCCAGGCCUGAGCCCAGCACCUGCUCCACCCCAGCCAGCCGGGCAGGGCCGGCGUGGGGCUGGAGCCAGGCAGCUAGCCCAGGACGGAGCAAGGGAAGACCCCUCCCCAGCCCUCCCGUCGGCGGGGGCAGCAGGGGGCGGGGUGCAGGGUCCACAUAGGUGGUACACAGGCAAGCCCCCCGGGGUGCUGCCUGCACCGUUGGGAUCAAUGUCUUAUUUAUGUAGAAAAUGCAGAAAUCUUUACAUUCCUCAAGCUAGCCCCUGCCCCAAUCCUGCCCUGGCCUGAACACCCCCAGGGACAGAGCUGGUCUCUGGGCUGGGGGCCCCCGGGCCUGGGCCGGGCAGGCUGGACCAUACCCCCAGUCCACCGGCUCCAGUCUCCACAGCCAUCCUGGCCCACACAGGGACCCUGCACAAACCUAUUUAUUGAAUCUGCUGGACCCAAGCGGCUCUCCAGCCCUUCCGUCCUUCCCCAGCCGCUCUUGUCGCCUUGGCAGGACUUGACUCUGCCUCCCUGGCCAGCCUUGCAAGAGGACUGGGGUCUCCUGCCCUCUCUGUUGAGCCAGGAAUCCCAAGUGAGGGGUUGCCCUGGGGUCUGACUCUCAGGGCAAGCCCGCCACCCACUGUGGGACUUUCUGGUGGGCUCCUCAGCUCCCACCCCAGGCUGGGGCCCAGAUUGUGAGGUCUGUGUGCGUGUGUGUGUAUGUGUGUGUGUGCAUGCGUGUGUGUGUUGUGGGGAUCUGGCCUGGCCCUUGGGGAUGGGGCUGCCGGGGACUGCCCCCCUUCCCGCCGUGGCCAGGCGCUCUGUGUGCUGUGUGCCCCAGGCUCUGUUGACCCCGUCCAGGAACUUAGUUACCCAGCCUGGCCUCUCCUGAGUCCUCUACCCUGGCCUGGGAUUGGCCAGGGAGCAGGGCGGGCAUUGGGACCAGUGUGGAGCCUGAGGGUGCCUGCCCUGCUCUGGAGGGAGGGCCAGGAGCUGCCGCACCCCCAAAUCCUCUCAGGGCCCACCCUCCUUUUUCAGCCUCUGCAUAAGGCCCCUGGGUACACUGCAGAAGCCCCGUCCUUCCCGCCUCUGGGCAUAAGGCCCCAGACCACACUUCAGAAGCCCCAUCCCCCCUGCCUCCGGGCGAUCCCUGCUGUGAGCCGAAGCUCUCCCUGCCCCGCCCUGGCCAUGUGAUCGUGUUGGUGACAGACCCUGAUGUGCUGGUGCUGUGUCCCCAAAACCGGGGCCCUCCACAGAGGCCCCUUCCCAGCGACACUACCUGGGGCUCAGGCCUGGACCCCCCCAGUUCACAGUUGCUCCUGGGAGCUGCCCCUCCCGUCACAUCAGAACCUUGGAAGCUGCUGCUGCUGCUUACAGAAUUAUAUUUUUUUCUUUUGAAGAGUUUUAAGAAGUUGUAACUUUGUGUCUUGUCAUGUCAGAGGAUAAAUAAAUAUUCUAAGUAGA